AUGAAGAUCCUUAAGACGGAUUUGAGUAUCUGCUUUCAUUCACUACGAAAUAUCGAUAUCGUAACGGAAGGUUUCAUGUUCCUGGCCGUAACUUUUGAACAUCCACAACCACCUGGCUUGUUGGCCAUUAGGACAAAUAAGUAUAUUUCUAUGAACACAUCGAAUACAUAUCUUCAUCCAGAGUAUCCACCCGCUAACCAUGAGAACGGUAUGCGCACUGCCGUUUUUGCAAUACGCUAUGCAGAUCAGUUGAUAGAUUUAAACGUUCAGCUCUGCUUCUCCCUGUUCCACGUCUACAACAUAGACUCAUCUUCCAUCAUAUCGGUAUCUCUCUAUGGAAAAGCCAGGAAAUCGGUGACCAUGCCGCCUAAGGCGGACCUGCCCCUUUCCUCGUUCAAGAGGCUUGUCAGGAAAAGAUACCGCCUUAAUUCUCUCCUGCUUCCGUGCAUUACAUGCUUCUCGGAACACAUAAGCUAUACCUUCUUUUCACAUGUGAGUACAAUAAUUAGUUGGUACCCCGUAGAGGUGCUGGCUCUCCCAGAUGAUAAGAUCACAGCCCUUUGGCUUCAUAAGCCUGAGUGCUUGACAGCCUUUCUUAAACUCAUGUUCUCCACCGAGACAACCCUUCAAUAUGAUGAUUUGGUGAGCAUACCUGAGGCUCAACCAAGAAAGUACCUUUCUCCGGAGAAACUAACAAAUGAUUUUGAUGACCUGCUGUCCGCGCCAGUCCCUACAGUCACAGACACUGUCCAGGUACUCAACUCCGCCAUCUUCAAUUCUAGUCAGAGGACUAUUGAUCUAGCUUUUUCUCAGGAAUCUUCAACGCCUGUGCAUGUAACACUGAGGUUCUCAGGAGAUGAGCUUGGACCUCCUAUGUCAACAGACCCCCUAGUCAACCUCUCGGGGAGAGAACAUAUGUUCCUUGAGACCCCUGCGCAUCUUAGAAAAAUACUAUCUCAGUGCAAUUCCACACCAGACAGUUUUGACUUUGCAACAUUGAAGCGUGUGACUCUUAUUUUCUUUAAGCUUUACUAUCUUAACAAGAUUGCUAAUAUCGGCACUUCCAAUUUGCUUGACACCUAUGUGCAAAGAUAUACCACUUUACCUGAAGAAAGGUUGGAUUCAAUAUACUUUUUGGAGUGUAAGAAGUAUACUAGAUUGAUUCUAGAAUCUUCUGAAGCGUCCAUUGCAGCGGUAGCUUACGAUACUCUAACACACUACUUUGAAUCAAAACUGCCUAUCUCAUCGUUGGAAGACUCCCCAAAGAGUAAAAGCUUUGCCGAGCCCAGCUCUACCAUCGAAGACCCGCAAGAACGCCGGGCACCAAUCAUUAAACAGAAAAGCGUUAACUCUGUAUCCACUGCCCUGAAUACAUCUACACACAACUGCUCUCCCGACAAGGUGGACCUUUACACAUCGGAUUACAUGAAAGCACUUCUAGAACGAGAAACCAUCAAGCUUAAAGCCAUACAAAAUAAAGCCAAGCACUUACUAAGUCAUACCCUACAACCGGACGCUUAUAGCUCUGCUGAGCGAGAUUCAGGUCCUGAAAAGAAGCGACAGAAGGCAUCGAGUAGGGCUUUUAGAGCAAAAAGAGGAUCCAGUCCUGCCAACUUUCCUCCUUGUGUCUUAGAGCCCAAAGAUGACUCCAAACGAAAAGGAACGGAUAUAGAGUUAGCCAUGAUGAAAACAAUAAAGGACUCGAUGGCUUCAUCGAACGCUAAGUUCAACGAUGUAUCCCAAGAGCACCAGACUCCAUCGCUACCACCUUCUCUUUUGUCUAUUUCAGAUACCAAUUCCACUAAGGGUCUACUCUUGUUAGUGGAGCGAUACAGAGAUGAUCUCUUUCCAAUUGAAUUAAUAUGGGGCUCAGACUCUCCUUCCCGUGUGUUUACAUUUCCUCCUAUCCUAUCUCUUACAAAAAAUGUGCAUAAGGACAUUCGGUCAGUGCCUAUGAAUAUAGAGGAGCAACCAUCUAUAACCGACUUGGUUAGACAGAAGAGACAGAGCAGGGAUCUCUAUGUGUUCGCGCACGGUUAUCGGGGCACGUACUGUGACUUGCGACUAAUGUCUAAUUGCCUCAUGCAGUAUGCAAUAGUUCACGGCACGAUGCAGAAGCAGUGGUUUCCCAAACAACCACAUGUCCUCCUGAGCAGAUCAUAUCAGGAGCAUACACAGAGUAGCAUUCUCGAAUUGGGGAUUAAGCUAGCUGAAGAGAUAAGGGAUUACAUCCAGACCCGGAAGACUAACGUAGGUCGCAUAAAUAUGGUGGGGCACAGUAUGGGAUGCUUGGUCAUAGAAGCGUGCAUCCUAUCAUCUGCGUUUUCUGGAUUUCUCGACCUUCUGAAUAAAGCCGUUUUUCUGAACGGACCCCUGGCUGGUGCUAAAGGAGGUAACGGGCUUGUCAGAUUUGGGAUGACCUUGAUGUCAUCCAACAGCAAAGAAAUCUCCUUACGAGAGCUUAUGGGAGGCAAGCUUACGAAAAAGCAGCUUGAGUGCAUGUAUUAUAGCUAUCCAUUUAUGAAGGAUGUCCCCCAUGAUGCCAAUCUAUUGAAGGAAUUGACCAGCGUACCCCUGCUGGAGAUUCUUGCAAAGCACAGCAAUCUCGGUCGAUUUAAAUCUAUUUAUAUGAUUUCAUCUCUCCAAGAUGGAUACGUUGAUUUUAGAAGCGCACUGCUUCUUCCUGACGGUAAGAGCAAGGGGCCUGAGAAAGAGAAGCAUCACAUAUUUCUAGACAAGGUAGCUAAGGUGCCCACAAAGAGGCUUCUGUAUGAUUUAUCAGUUAUGGAUCCUAUGCUACAAGGGUCCACAAAAAUGGAUAGGAGAACCGGGCGAGAUGCACACAUAGUACACAUGUCAGACUAUAAUCUUAUGCACACACUUGUACAAGAAGUCUUUGGAAAAGACAUCUCAUAG
This is a messenger RNA of Giardia duodenalis, 2916 nucleotides long. Its product is annotated as Alpha/beta hydrolase. The coding region runs from base 1 to 2916 and encodes 971 amino acids. The transcript has a single exon. The record is from RefSeq and is a predicted model, not a curated record. Lineage: Eukaryota; Fornicata; Diplomonadida; Hexamitidae.